Molecule: messenger RNA, 1113 nt
Organism: Trypanosoma grayi
Lineage: Eukaryota; Euglenozoa; Kinetoplastea; Trypanosomatida; Trypanosomatidae
Exons: 1
Coding region: 1-1113 (370 amino acids)
Biological process (GO): positive regulation of transcription by RNA polymerase II
Molecular function (GO): transcription cis-regulatory region binding; metal ion binding
Source: RefSeq, a predicted model, not a curated record
AUGCCCAAGCACAAGAAGAGUCGACGCGGUGUCGAGGCGAGGGACAUCGGCAACUUCCAGUACGAGUGGCAGAGCGACUCCCCAAGCGUCGCGCGCCGCCCUGCUGCGCUCAGGCGAAAUGCUGUCGACCCUUUUGUGCUCAAGCGAGCCUACAUGCUGCACAACUUCCAGCUUGUGCUUCGACGCGAUGUACAGGGGAUAAAGACCACACCUGGACUCCCGCAGGGACAACGACGGCUCCAAGAGGCGCUGCUCUCAAGCGACACGGUGCCGCCGUGGGAGGCCGUAACGGCCGUCGUGGUGCGCUGGACGCUGGAGGAGUUUCAGUGUCCGAUCUGUUUCGAGACACCAGCAGCCGCCCGCAUCGCCGACUGCGGCCAUGCCUUCUGCCUGUCGUGCAUGCUGCAGUACCUGUCAAGACGCAAGGCGGAGGGCAAGCAGCGUACAUGCCCGGUGUGUCAGAACUAUCUUAGCCUGAGUAUGCUUCGGCCGUNGUACCUGUCAAGACGCAAGGCGGAGGGCAAGCAGCGUACAUGCCCGGUGUGUCAGAACUAUCUUAGCCUGAGUAUGCUUCGGCCGUGCGUCCUACGCCCAAUUCAACCCCCUGCGGUUGGCAAGCGCGCUAGUUUCACCUUGCUGCGGAGGCAGGGGAAUUCAUGCGUUGUACUUCGACAGGACGAUCCCCGCUGGAGCGACGUGCCGCCGCUGGAAGAUGAAUUGCCGCUCCCUUCCCAGGGCGAGCCAUCGGCAACGUUCUGCAGGUACAUCCUCGCCACUGCGGAGGGUGAAGAGACACAGCGCUGCCAGGACUGUGCUGGCAUCAUGGACCACCUGAGAAACAUUGAAACACAUUCCAGACCAUUUACACAGUUUGACGACGAGGUACAACGCUUCUCCGAAGAGGCUCUCAACAUGGUGUUGCAGGACAGCGCAGUACCGCCGCCGUCAUCGCCACCACCGGCAGGGAUACGCAGUUCCCCUCCCAUNGGCUCUCAACAUGGUGUUGCAGGACAGCGCAGUACCGCCGCCGUCAUCGCCACCACCGGCAGGGAUACGCAGUUCCCCUCCCAUGGCUCCGAAGCGUCCAGACAUGGACGUGGCAGCGACAUAUGA